UCCAUUUUCCCUCUUCUUUUUAUAUUUCUUCCCCACCUUUUCUCUUGGUUUCCCUCACCUUCGGCUCGUGGCCACCACCAUAUAUCUGACGCGCCGCCCAUCACUUAAUCUCACAUUGUCGCCAGCUCUGACUCUCUUCCUCUCUGCAGCUCAACAACACUUUGGGUAAGUAAUUGCCGAAAUUUUCGAUCUUUUUAAAGGCCAAAGGGAGGAAACCAGUAUGUGUUCAUGGACAGCAGUAGAGUCAGACGUGGUAGUGAAGAAUCGAUUAGUAGGCUUUUUACUAUUGCAAUUGAUUCUAAGUAGCUUGAUUUUCUUGGCAUUCACGUUAACGAUCGUCUCAUGGCGCUCCUUCACUGCAAUCUUCAUCUCCUUCUUCAGCUUUCAUCUCUCCCAGCUGCUCUUCUCUUUUUCCCUCUCCACAGUUUUAUCUCCUCAACCUAAAUUUAGACGUAUUUUGCCAGUGUUGCCGGCCGUGGCGGCUGUUUCGGGUUCUCUCUCGGCUCUGUCUCUUUGUGGUGUCUAUGGAAGAGUGGGGUUUAAGGGUUUUGCUUCGGGAUUACUCUAUGCUUCUUUUUAUCUUUAUAAGCGGCAAUGGGUGUUGCAGUUCCCCAUUGUUCAGCGUCCCCUGUUCUUUAGCUUCAAGAUGGGUAUCCCUUCGGCCAUUACUCGAGCAUUAAAGCUUUCUAAUGCAGCUUAUCUAUUUUCGGCUCUGCUAUUGGUAUUUUUGCCACACGAUUUUAGCACCGAACUCGAGGUCCGGAACUUUUUUGCUCGACAUAUAGUCUCUUACGGCUCCGGCUUUUCUGUGUAUCUUUGUUGGGAGUUAACUCACCAUUUGCAUCAGGUGUUACAUACAAAAAGGUUCAUGUUUGCACCACCAAUAGGAUCAACAGCAGCAGAAACAAAUCUGAGUGAACCGCUCCUAGCUGCAUUAGAAGAGACCUCUCCAGCUUCUCUUCUGAAAUAUCUUUCAUACCUUGAUCUAUGUUUGGUUUGUGAGAAUAAUGUUGACUACUGGCGUCGAGCUGCCUUCUUUGAAGAAACUGGCGAGACUUACAAAAGGGUUGUAGCUGUAUGCUUGACGCCUGUGGAGCAGCUUGCAUCAAAGUUGGUAAAAGGUCUUGAAGGUUCUCCGGAUGAUAAAACCUACUUGAUAUCUGACCAGUUGCAGUCAUCAGCCAACUGACAGAAUUCAAGAUGAUCCGAACUAAUGAACGACUUCCAGGUAUACACAUGGUCUGCUCGAGCAAUUGCUUCCUUGACUGCGCACUCACGUAAAGAAGACAGUUUUGGAACUCGUGAGUUGCUGUUGCAGAAAUUGCAUCUUUUCCUCGACUUCCAAGCGAGUUAAACUAAUAUAAAAAGAGAAAUCACAGAACAGA
Hibiscus syriacus is the source of this 1385-nucleotide messenger RNA. RefSeq lists its product as uncharacterized. The transcript has 6 exons. Gene Ontology annotation, cellular component: nuclear pore transmembrane ring. Lineage: Eukaryota; Viridiplantae; Streptophyta; Magnoliopsida; Malvales; Malvaceae. The coding region runs from base 221 to 1189 and encodes 322 amino acids. Gene Ontology annotation, molecular function: protein-macromolecule adaptor activity. The record is from RefSeq and is a predicted model, not a curated record. Gene Ontology annotation, biological process: nuclear pore organization.